AUGUCAAGAAAUGCAGAUGGAUGCGGCCGUGAAUGCUCUCACCAAAGAAAUGGGACUCGUAAACAGGAGCUCUCAGUCCCUAAAUCCACAGCAUUGUGUGGUAUGCCUCGAAGUACUGCAUACGAACUACUAAACAAAUUUAAUGCUAGUGAUGGCACGCGACCAUCAAAAUAUACGGCAGAAAGGGAUGCUCCAAGAACUUUACAGCUUUGUUUCAAUAUCAUUACUCAGUGGAGAGCAGCCGGUGUAAACUAUCGCGAAAACUGCGUAUUUGUUGAUGAAGCAAGCUUUCACAUUCAAACUAUUAGGAGUCAUGCAUGGCCAAAAAGGAGAGAUCCAACAGCUGUAAAAGCGCACAGGUAG
Molecule: messenger RNA, 363 nt
Organism: Phycomyces blakesleeanus NRRL 1555(-)
Lineage: Eukaryota; Fungi; Mucoromycota; Mucoromycetes; Mucorales; Phycomycetaceae
Exons: 3
Coding region: 1-363 (120 amino acids)
Source: RefSeq, a predicted model, not a curated record